CGAAAUAUGAUGGAAACUCUUAAAGGCCUCCAGACUCCCAGGAGGAAAUCCCCCUGUCUCAGAUCGUGGCAGAAGGACCUUCCAGCCUGGGCCGCGUCAUCAGCUGCUGGAGUCUCCCGGCGUCUCUCCCUCUCGACCCUCCCCUACCCCAGGCUCUGCUUCUCGCUGGAGUGCAUUUCCCUGUGGGAGGCGACAGCUGCUGCACCUAACUGGGUUGAAGGACAAGGAUUCCUGGUCUUUGUCGCAGCCUCAGUUUCCCCGUCUGUAAGCUGCGCGCGUAAAGCCAGCGGACACCAAGGAUCGCCCCAGCCCUUGGCGUGUCCUCGGUCACUGUCCUCGGCCUCGGCGUGGAGCGCGCUGGGUGCCGCCGCGGAGGGGACACCUUACCGUCCUCAGCUGGCCGCGCGGGUGGGGGUCCGCGCUGCAGCGGCGCGCGCACCUCUGUUCCCACGCCCUUGCCCGUCUGCUUGUUCACUUGGUUUUGCUCUCGGGCCGGGACGCAAGGACUCCAGCAACUGCGGCUGGAGACUACUGGUGUGGAGAAGAGCCGUCCCACUUCUGAGGGCAACUUCAAGACUCGGAAGAACAGGGACCUCAGGUCCGUUCAGAAGCACUGCUGCUGAACCAUGCUGGGUCCCAAAGGGCCUGCUGCACGCCCAGCCCACGGAGGCAGGUGGCCAUGAGUAGCCGCAGCCACAAUGGCAGCGUGGGGCAGCCUCUGGGCAGCAGGCCUGGAUUCCUGGGCUGGGAGCCUGUGGACCCUGAGGCAGGCCACCCCCUGCAGCCCACCCAGGGCCCAGGCCUGCAGAUGGUGGCCAAGGGUCAGCCUGCCAGGCUGUCACCCGGUGGCUGCAGGGGCCACCCCCAGGAGCAAGAGGAGGAAGAGGAAGAGGAGGAAGAGGAGGAGGACAAGACAGGCUCAGGGAAACCCCCAACGGUCAGCCACCGCCUGGGACACCGCAGGGCCCUCUUUGAAAAGCGUAAACGGCUCAGUGACUAUGCGCUCAUCUUUGGCAUGUUUGGGAUUGUCGUCAUGGUGACAGAAACAGAGCUGUCCUGGGGUGUAUACACCAAGGAGUCACUGUGCUCGUUUGCUCUGAAAUGCCUCAUCAGCCUGUCCACUAUCAUCUUGCUUGGCCUUGUCAUCCUGUACCACGCCCGAGAGAUCCAGCUGUUCUUGGUGGACAAUGGUGCCGAUGACUGGCGUAUCGCCAUGACGUGGGAGCGCGUGUCCCUGAUCUCGCUGGAGUUGGUUGUGUGUGCCAUCCACCCGGUGCCCGGCCACUAUCGCUUCACGUGGACAGCCCGGCUGGCUUUCUCUCUCGUGCCGUCGGCAGCCGAGGCCGAUCUGGAUGUGUUGCUGUCCAUCCCCAUGUUCCUGCGUCUCUACCUGCUGGCUCGGGUCAUGCUCCUGCACAGCCGCAUCUUCACCGAUGCAUCCAGUCGCAGCAUCGGGGCCCUUAACCGUGUCACCUUCAACACGCGCUUCGUCACCAAGACGCUCAUGACCAUCUGUCCCGGCACUGUGUUGUUGGUCUUCAGUGUCUCCUCCUGGAUCGUUGCUGCUUGGACAGUGCGCGUGUGUGAGAGGUACCAUGAUAAGCAGGAAGUGACCAGCAACUUCCUGGGAGCCAUGUGGCUCAUCUCCAUCACCUUCUUGUCCAUCGGCUAUGGAGACAUGGUGCCGCAUACCUACUGUGGGAAGGGUGUGUGUCUGCUCACUGGCAUCAUGGGAGCAGGCUGCACUGCACUCGUGGUGGCCGUCGUGGCCCGGAAGUUGGAGCUCACCAAGGCCGAAAAACACGUGCACAACUUCAUGAUGGACACCCAGCUCACCAAGCGGGUCAAAAAUGCCGCUGCAAACGUUCUCAGGGAGACAUGGCUCAUCUACAAACACACCAGGCUAGUGAAGAAGCCAGAUCAAGGCCGGGUUCGGAAACACCAGCGUAAGUUCCUUCAGGCCAUCCAUCAGGCUCAGAAGCUCCGAAGUGUGAAGAUUGAACAAGGGAAGGUGAAUGAUCAGGCCAACACGCUGGCCGAGCUGGCCAAGGCUCAGAGCAUUGCAUAUGAGGUGGUGUCAGAGCUGCAGGCCCAGCAGGAGGAGUUGGAGGCACGCCUGGCCGCCUUGGAGAGCCGCCUGGAUGUCCUGGGCGCCUCCCUGCAGGCUCUACCAGGCCUCAUAGCCCAAGCCAUAUGCCCUCUACCACCGCCCUGGCCUGGGCCUGGUCACCUGGCCACAGCCACCCAGAGCCCACAAAGCCACUGGCUGCCCACCAUGGGAUCAGACUGCGGGUGAUGGCUGCUGACCACUAGACUGCUCCAUCUCAGCCAUCGUGUGGCCACAGCUAGCUCCUUGCCAUUUUGGACCACCAGACUGCAUCUACAAGCUUGGGUGGAACUGAGCCGACUGGACAGGCACUCAUCCCUCUGAGGCUGGACCACAGGAUCCAUGCGCCCUUAGCUGUCCCAGCCCCAGGAGGGCAAGGAGUAGUAGCGGGGGGCCUCGACAUUUCUAAGUAAAUCAGGAGCUUCCAGCCCACUUUCUGCUGACAUGCAUCUCCACAGAGGAGGUGGAUGACCCCACCUGGGGAUUCCUUAAUGGGCGGGACAGAGGUGGAAAGUCACUGCACAAGCAUUGAGUAUCUACUGUAUACAGGGACUGAAAUAAUGGCUUUUCUUCAGGAUCUAUCUAACUGGAGUAAGAUACAAACAAAUGAGAGUUCAGAGAGGUGAGGCCACUUGCCUGCAGCCACACAGCAGUGGUCUGAGGCAAACACACUUGUCAAACAGCAUAAGCGGAUAGAUUCUACUUGGGGAUCCUGAUGUCAAAGUAAGGGCUCAUGGGAGGGUGAGAGGCCAGGGUUACAGGCGAGCAGAGUCACCACGGUCGCUUCAGACUUUAGGCUCCAGACUUUGGGGACCUGGGGGACACUGAGACUCCUCCCAGGCAUGGGCGGCUUAUCAAGAGCAGCCUAAGUCAUGGCGUCCUCUGAUGAGACCGUCAGCCACCUGUCUCGGGAGACAGUGGACCUGUGCGGGAACCCAGAGGCCCAGCUUGGACCUGGGCAGGCUUUAUCCCCUGCUGCUGUGGGAAACAUGCCUAACCCAACCCCCACACGGGUCAGACAGUGGGUGCUCAAUAAAUGCCCCUCCUUCCUGAGACUGCCCACGAGGGCUUGGGAAACAUGGCCCCAUCCUGCCCUUCUGAGCCCAGUGUUAGCUCCUGUCCAUCAGGAAGGGGACUUGGAUCAAAACAGGUCCGGAAGAAAUAAACAAGGCAGGUCAGUGUGACACCUGCCUUUAUUCCUGACACUCGGGAGGCAAAGGCAGGUGGAUUGCAAUGUAUACACAGUAAGACCUGGGGUGGCACAGAAAUAAACAAGGCUG
Mus pahari (shrew mouse) is the source of this 3387-nucleotide messenger RNA. RefSeq names its product potassium calcium-activated channel subfamily N member 1 (gene Kcnn1). The transcript has 12 exons. Gene Ontology annotation, biological process: potassium ion transmembrane transport. Lineage: Eukaryota; Metazoa; Chordata; Mammalia; Rodentia; Muridae. Gene Ontology annotation, cellular component: neuronal cell body; neuron projection; plasma membrane. Gene Ontology annotation, molecular function: small conductance calcium-activated potassium channel activity; calmodulin binding. The record is from RefSeq and is a predicted model, not a curated record. The coding region runs from base 680 to 2296 and encodes 538 amino acids.